Messenger RNA from Nanorana parkeri, 828 nucleotides. It is a transcript of the gene OSTF1, whose product is annotated as osteoclast stimulating factor 1. The record is from RefSeq and is a predicted model, not a curated record. Bases 171 to 815 code for a protein of 214 amino acids. Gene Ontology annotation, molecular function: protein binding. The transcript has 10 exons. Gene Ontology annotation, biological process: signal transduction. NCBI's taxonomy places the organism in Eukaryota, Metazoa, Chordata, Amphibia, Anura, Dicroglossidae.
UGUCCCGGCCCUGUGUGUGUCUAUGGGUGCUUGCGUGGAUCAGGGAGGUGACAGCUCGGACUCCUCCUCCUCACUACUUCCUCAUUGUCAGCCGGCCGUCAUCGCCAUAAACUGUGUCCGAUCACACAUCACCGCCGCUUGUUCUGAGCCGGGAUCGUGCUCCGAGCACCAUGUCCAAGCCGCCACCUAAACCAGUGAAGCCAGGGCAAGUCAAAGUGUUCCGGGCUCUUUACACAUUUGAACCAAGAACGCCUGAUGAACUGUAUUUCGAUGAAGGAGAUAUCCUUUACAUUGCGGACAUGACUGAUACAAAUUGGUGGAAAGGUACUUGUAAAGGAAAAACAGGACUCAUACCAAGCAACUAUGUUGCUGAACAAGCAGAAUCAAUUGAUAAUCCACUGCAUGAAGCUGCUAAACGGGGUAACUUGAGUUGGCUGAGAGAGUGUCUAGAAAACAGAGUUGGCGUUAAUGGGUUGGAUAAAGCUGGAAGCACUGCUCUAUACUGGGCAUCCCAUGGAGGGCAUAAAGAUGUUGUGGAAGUCUUACUUACACAGCCAAAUAUUGAACUAAACCAGCAGAAUAAGCUUGGAGACACUGCUCUGCAUGCUGCUGCAUGGAAAGGAUACGCUGAUAUUGUAGAGUUGCUGCUCUUGAAAGGAGCAAGAACAGAUUUAAGGAAUAACGAGAAAAAGCUGGCUUUGGAUAUGGCUACAAAUGCUCAGUGUGCUUCCCUUCUUAAAAAAAGACAGGCACAAGGAAUCACACGGACGUCCAGUAAUGCAGAAGAAUAUCUUGACGAUGAAGACUCUGAUUAGUUCUCGGCUGUAA